AUGUGGUUUUCCUUUUCACUUUUGGUGUUAGGGAGUUUUGCACCAUUUCUGAAUGCCGCUAAUGUGAAUACUGGUGCCAUUUUAGGUUGUGCACCACAAAAUAUGUCCCCAGGAUUUACUGUUGAAUUUUAUGAUUACCCGUUACCUUACCCAGGAGGUAAUCCACAUGGCGGUGCUUGCUACAACCCAGCUUAUCAACAAAAUAGUUUUCUUUUCGAUGGCAGGUAUCAGCAUUUGGGCAAUGGGUUGAUUGGUACUUCCACAGGUGUAGUUGAUCUUUCUUUCGCGACAACAUUUAAUCACGCUUGUAGGGUAAAUGAGGGGACUAUGCCACCAAACUAUAAUUUCGAUAAGCAGUUUGCCACUACCAACUUUAGUAUGCUGAUCAGUGGGUACCUCAAAGCUCCCAAAACUGGCCAGUAUCUUUUUAAUCUGGAUUAUGUUGACGACUUAGUUUAUGUUAAUCUGGGGUCUGGAAACGCUUUCGACUGCUGCCAAAGGGAGAGCACUGUUGCAUAUCCAGGUGCUUUUGUUCUCCGUGCCCAAUGGUCUGGCUCAAACCCAACUGCCCAAACGGUUUCCAUUGAUUUGGUCGGGGGAGUAUACUACCCAAUAAGAAUCUUUUACGUUAACAGAGAUAAUCUUGGGGCCCUAAAACUGACAAUAACAGAUGCAGACGGUGUCCACCAUAACGAUUGGUCUGGUUUCGUAUUUAGUGGAGGUGAUUUGCCAAGUGCCCAGAAGUGUGAUGUACUACCAAUUACUUCAACAAUGGGCUGGCCGCAAACGUUUACCUCCACCUACACAACGGUUUCUACGUACUCUAACUCAGUCGGAUCUCUCACCACAGGUGACGUUAUUGUUAUUGAAACACCAAUCCCACCUAUCAGUACGACUACCACUACAGCUUGGGGUGGAAGUUAUACUACUACCUAUUCUACAACGACAACACAAACUAUUGGGAAAGAUGGCUCAACAACACCAGUAGUUAUCUACUACGUUGAGACUCCUCAGUCCCACGGCAUCUCUACCACCUACACCCCAUGGACUGGCACUUUCAGCUCUACUUACGCUACUGCCACGACCACUGUCAGAGGUUCUGAUGGUGUUGACACUGUGAGCACGAUAUACUACGUCGAGACUCCUCAGUCUCACGGCAUCUCUACCACCUACACGCCAUGGAGUGGCACAUUCGCGUCGACGUAUGCUACUGCCACAACCACUGUCAGAGGUUCCGACGGUGUUGACACUGUGAGCACGAUAUACUACGUCGAGACUCCUCAGUCCCACAGCAUCUCUACCACCUACACCCCAUGGACUGGCACUUUCAGCUCUACUUACGCUACUGUCACGACCACUGUCAGAGGUUCUGAUGGUGUUGACACUGUGAGCACGAUAUACUACGUCGAGACUCCUCAGUCUCACGGCAUCUCUACCACUUACACCCGAUGGAACGGCACAUUCGCGUCGACGUAUGCUACUGCAUCCUCGGGUCCAUCUUCUACGCCUAGUGGAGCAUCGAAUGUUCCUUCAGGUUCAACCACUGCCCAAGGUGCCAGCGAGGUGAUAAGAACUGGAGCAUCUUCUGCCCCAUCUUCUAAGCCAAGCGGAGCAUCCUCAGUUCCAUCUUCUGCACCAAGUGGAGCAUCGAAUGUUCAUUCUGGCUCAACCAGUGGCCAAGGUGCCAGCGAUGUUACAAGAACUGGAGCAUCCUCUGGAGCAACCUCUGGUGCAUCUUCCAAGCCAAGCGGCCCAUCAUCUGGAGCAGUCUCUGGUACAUCUUCCAAGCCAAGUGGCCCAUCCGCUGGAGCAUCUUCCGCUCCAACCUCCAAGCCAAGUGGAGCAUCCUCUGGAGCAACCUCUGGUGCAUCUUCCAAGCCAAGCGGCCCAUCCGCUGGAGCAUCUUCCGCUCCAACCUCCAAGCCAAGUGGAGCAUCCUCUGGAGCAACCUCUGGUGCAUCUUCCAAGCCAAGCGGCCCAUCCGCUGGAGCAUCUUCCGCUCCAACCUCCAAGCCAAGUGGAGCAUCCUCUGGAGCAACCUCUGGUGCAUCUUCCAAGCCAAGCGGCCCAUCCGCUGGAGCAUCUUCCGCUCCAACCUCCAAGCCAAGUGGAGCAUCCUCUGGAGCAACCUCUGGUGCAUCUUCCAAGCCAAGCGGCCCAUCCGCUGGAGCAUCUUCCGCUCCAACCUCCAAGCCAAGUGGAGCAUCCUCUGGAGCAACCUCUGGUGCAUCUUCCAAGCCAAGCGGCCCAUCAUCUGGAGCAGUCUCUGGUACAUCUUCCAAGCCAAGUGGCCCAUCCGCUGGAGCAUCUUCCGCUCCAACCUCCAAGCCAAGCGGCCCAUCAUCUGGAGCAUCUUCCGCUCCAACCUUCAAGCCAAGUGGAGCAUCCUCUGGAGCAACCUCUGGUGCAUCUUCCAAACCAAGCGGCCCAUCAUCUGGAGCAGUCUCUGGUACAUCUUCCAAGCCAAGUGGAGCAUCCUCUGGCGCAGCCUCAAGUGUAUCUUCUGCGCCAAGUGGAAGAUCCAAUGUUCCUUCCGGCUCAACCAGUGACCAAGGUGCCAGCGAUGUUACAAGAACUGGAGCAUCUUCUACGCUAACUGCUAAAGUGUCUUACGGUGUUUCCACCACCUACACCCCAUGGAAUGGUCCUUUCACCUCUACUUACGCUACUGCCAUGACCACUGUCAAAGGGUCUGAUGGUAUUGAUACUGUUAGCACCAUCUACUACGUUGAGACCCCACAAGCUAACGGUGUUACCACCACCUACACGCCAUGGACUGGCACUUUCAGCUCUACUUACGCUACUGCCACAACCACUGUGAAGGGUUCCGACGGUCUCGACACUGUCAGCACCAUCUACUACGUUGAGACCCCACAAGCUAACGGUGUUUCUACCAUUUACACCCCAUGGAACGGUCCUUUCACCUCUACUUACGCUACUGCCACAACCACUGUCAGAGGUUCCGACGGUGUUGACACUGUGAGCACCAUAUACUACGUCGAGACUCCUCAGUCUCACGGCAUCUCUACCACUUACACGCCCUGGACUGGUGCUUUUACCUCCACCUUUUCCACCCAGAUAACUCAAACUGUCGGGACCGAUGGCUCUACCACCCAAGAAACAAUCUAUCACGUCGAGACUCCAUCGUUCUGGCACUAUGGAAAUACCACUAGUGAAGUGACCAGUUUUCCUGCCAGCCCAAUAACCGAGACGACUUAUUACUCGACCAGAGGGCACGAUACAAGCAGUGGAAUCCAAUUGUUAUCAACAAUCACAAUGACUUCCAACGGCGUCACCACCAUCUAUACCACCACAUGUCCUGAAAGCGAAAUGUCUUCUAGAUCGCAAAGUUGGACAACUGUUACGACAACAUCCAACGGUGUCACCGCCAUCUAUUCCACCACAUGUCCUGAAAGUCAACUAUCUCGCCCAUCACAAACAUUCUCUACGAAAACACCAACCUUCAAUACAGUGACCGCUAUUUCCAGUACGGCCGUUCCAGGAAACGACAAGACUGAUGAUAUUAAUACCCAAACUAGUGACAAACAUGCUUCUACUAGUAUUCCAAGAGAAGAAACGACAGGUACAACCAAGACUGAAACUCAGGCAACCUCUUUGACCACAGUUGCUCAAGAGGACUCUUCCGAAGCUGUAGCUUCCUCAACAGAGGUUGUUCCAUCAACUUUGACUUUCGUUCCUUUAAUUACGACUUCCAUGAUUGAGCAGGAGGUCUCAUCCAGUGCAUCAUAUGGUAGUAUAAGUAUUACUACUACUCAAGAGAGUUCUGUUUUUAUUAGUCCUUUUGUUGGUGGGGCUCCAGCAAGAGUUGUCAACUCCAUCUUAUUAUUCGUCGCUGCCUUACCUUUGGCCUUGUAG
Messenger RNA from Torulaspora globosa, 3876 nucleotides. RefSeq lists its product as uncharacterized. Lineage: Eukaryota; Fungi; Ascomycota; Saccharomycetes; Saccharomycetales; Saccharomycetaceae. Bases 1 to 3876 code for a protein of 1291 amino acids. Gene Ontology annotation, biological process: flocculation. The record is from RefSeq and is a predicted model, not a curated record. The transcript has a single exon.